UCAGUAUCGUCGCCAUUCCCUGUUCCCUUUGAAGAGCUGAUGACUUUUUUUCCAGAACGUCUGAAACCAGAAUCUGAUACAGUAAAAUCAGGACGUGUCAAUUUUUUUUCGCAUUUGACUCCUGUUGUCACUAACUUAUUUCAGAACAAGUUAUCAUCUCUACAUGAACAGCUCAUCCCUGAGAAAGACGAGAACGUCUGGGUAAAGCGAGGCAAAGACGAUGAUAAACAGACAAAAGCCAACCCAGGAAAAGAAAACAUAGAUUCCUAUCAUCGACCAGUAAAUGGAAUAAAUGCAAGCAAUAUAAGCGAGCAAGACGGAGAUUACACCACACCAGGGAAUGAAGCAGGCAAUAAUGAAAAUGAACGAACAUUGCAAAAUGAAAAGCUUGCAAAGGAACUGCAGGCAAACAAGGAAAGUGAAAAGGACGAGUCUACCUUGAUAUCAAAACAAGAACAGAAACUAAAAACAUCCAAAGAAGAAGAAGAAGAAAGACAAACCGAGAAAGUUAAAGAACCGGGCGAUGAAGACAGAGAAAAACAAAAGCAAAUUGAAAACGCAAGAGAAGAAGAAGAAAGACGAAAGGAAAUAAAGCAGGAAGAACAGAAGAAGAGAGAACAAGAAGAACAAGAAAUACUACAGCAACAGUUGGACAUAGAGAAAGAAAAGGAAAGGCAAAAACAAUUGGAAAAACAGAAACAAUUGGAAAUAGAAAAGAAAAAAGAACAAGAAAAGCAAAGAAGGUUAGAAAAAGCCAAAGAAGAACGAGAAAAAACACAGAAAAUUGAGAAAGAAAAAGAAAGAGAAAGAGAAAAACUACAACAAUUAGAAAACCAGAAGCAGCAUAAAUUGGAAAUAGAAAAGGAGAAGGAAAGAGAAAAGGAAAAGCAAAGAAAAUUAGAAAAAAGCAGAGAAGAACGAGAAAAAUCUCGCGAAAUGGAAAGAGAAAAACAGCAAUUAGAAAAAGAGAGGAAGCAAGAAUUAGAAUUACAAAAAGAGAAUCAACGAGAUAAACAAAGAGAAUUAGAAAAAGCCAAAGACGAAGAAAGACUUAAGCAAGACCAAAGGGAAAUCGAAAAGACAAAAGAAACCGAGAAAGAAAAAGAACGACUGAAACAAAAAGACUUGCCAAAGGAAAGGGAGAAACUUGACAAGAAAGAUGAUAGCAAAGACAAAAAAGACAAACCAAAGAUGGAGAAGCGCGGUUCAUCUAGUUCACUCAUGGCGCAGACCAAGUCAUCGUGGAGAAAGUCUCUUGGUUUUAGUGGUUUUAAGUCCAAAGAGAAGAAAGAAGAUAAGCGUGAACCGUUUGCUAAUACUUUACGCACUUCUGACUUCCCCAAGAAAUCUGAGAAAGUGCUGUUUCGUGAUAAAAGAGGUAAAGUGUCAGCAGAAGAAAGAAGAUCAAAGUCAAAAUCUCUCGGUGACUUGGAGGCAAGGUUAAAGCCACUACGAGAAGAAAUCCAUCUCGAUCAGUCGUCUACGCGUGGUCUGUCUACAGAGGAUAUCCCUACAGACAGUCAGGCUGGUGCAUCCCUCCCUCCACCAUUCACCGAUAGGCGGUCACCCGUGGGUAAAGAUGGAGAAGGGAAGAACGUCAGUAAAUUCCAGAUCUACCAAGAUGCUGUCAAUCAACUUAACCAGGCCAUUAAAAGCAUAACUGACUUACAUGCCCAGGUUCUUGAAGAAGACAAUUCGGACGAUAAAGAAGAGAUGUUGGCUCUUCUCACAAACACCUUUACUGACACUGAAGAGCAUUGCAAACAACUACGCAUGCGCUCAACGGAGGUUUUUAAACCUCGAAACCGGUCAAUGGCCAGCAAUUUUAGCUUCUCAAUGAAUAAUCUGGAUACACUGGCGACCAGCAGUCAGCCGGCCAUGCACAGGCGUGCAUCUGAAGCCAGUGUACCAACCGCUGUAGAGCAGGAAGACGCAUCACGGGACCUAUUAAUGCGCUAUUCUGAUAUACUAGUUGAAAUGGUCAAACAAAAGCUAUCUACGUGACGUCGAUGAAUGCCUCACUUAAAACGUGUUUUAAAGAUUAUUUAUUAGAUUUAUGCCAAAUAAUUUUAUUGUUUGGUGUUUCCAGGGUGCAAUAGUUUCGCAUAUAAAUAGUUCAUUUGUAGAAAAUAUUUAUAACGAUGAAAAACAGGUUAUUUAAGUAUCAGCAACCAAUUGCUGCCUGGACUACAUCCAUGGCCUUCCUUCCAUCCAUGGUUUUGAUGGUAGUCAUGGUAGUCAUCAUCCAUUUUCCAGGCAGACGUGUCUAGUCUUUUCCUGAUCUGAAUCUAUUCCUGGCCUUUCCCUGGCCUGUUUCCAUUGCGGCUUCUCCGGCAUGACGUCCAUGUUUGCAUGAAAACCAUAGACACUACUAUUAGCCAAUAAAUUGCAUGCUAUUUUUAAGGACAUAAUUGCUAGAGUAUACUAGCCUAUGACAACCAGACGGUCGAUCACGACCUGACCUGUCAUUGUCUGUUCAGUGUUGUUGUUUUGUACCAGACGGUGUUCACAAAGGUCAUCAGCACUCAUUCCCAAUCAAUCGACCGUCAAUAUAGUAUUUGUAUAUUUGAAUUCUAUAUAAUAUAUUUUGAAUAAUAUUUGAGAUUUGAUUAUGAAUUGAUAUAUUUUGUGAAUAGUAAUUUGGGCAAUGUUUUUGCCAAUAUUUCUACAAUACUUAGUGACCUUUUCAAAAUUUUCUACCUUUUUCUACUAUUGUUGAUAAUAUCUUUGAGAUAAGGAAAUAAAUGGAUGAUCAAUUUU
Exaiptasia diaphana is the source of this 2760-nucleotide messenger RNA. Its product is annotated as DNA ligase 1. Bases 40 to 2004 code for a protein of 654 amino acids. The transcript is spliced from 5 exons. The record is from RefSeq and is a predicted model, not a curated record. Lineage: Eukaryota; Metazoa; Cnidaria; Anthozoa; Actiniaria; Aiptasiidae.